UCUUUGUAUGUAUACAAUUCAUACAAGCAAAGUAUCUUAUUGUCAUUUGACAUCAGCAACAUGUCUCCUGAUGAAAUGACUAAUCUGAAAACUGUGAUAUCGACUAUUGCAUCUGUUACUGCUACAGUUAUGCUCGUCCGGAGCGUAGCGAAUGACUUAAUCCCAAAGGAAUUCCGAAGUUUUGUGUUCGAUAAUUUCCAUGAGCUUUUUUGUCGUUUUUCUUCCAACUUUACUAUCCUUAUACAUGAAUUCCAGGGUCCGUCUCCAAACCUGGUGUUCGAGGCAGUUGAGGUGUAUUUGGGUACGAUAGUGAACUCAUCGACUAAGAGUAUACGUAUAGGUAAGACGGAGAAUGAUAAGGGAUUGGUUAUUACGAUGGAGAAAGACGAGGAGAUUAUUGAUGUUUUCGAGGAUGUUAAGGUGAAAUGGAGGAUGGAAUGUAGGCGUAUCGAGUCAGGGAGUCAGAAUGAGGAGAUUCGCGACAUGAUAGCCGCGUUGUGUUCAGAACUUAGAUGUUAUGAGUUGAGUUUCCAUAAGAGACAUAAGCAGAAGGUGUUGAACUCGUAUUUGCCAUACAUUAUGGAGAGGUCAAAAUCCGCUAAGGAAGAAUCCAGGGCGAUAAAACUGCAUUCAAAUUUUCGUAACUGGGGUCCUGAUGGGAUGAAACUCGAACAUCCUAUGACAUUGGAUACUCUGGCUAUUGAUGAAGAGGUUAAGGCCGCGUUGGUUGAUGAUUUGGCGAGUUUUGUUAAGGGGAAAGAGUACUAUAGUAGGAUUGGGAAAGCGUGGAAGCGAGGGUACUUGCUUUACGGCCCUCCAGGAACUGGUAAAUCGAGUUUGAUAGCUGCUAUGGCGAAUCAUCUGAACUAUGAUGUAUACGAUUUGGAUCUUACUGAAGUUCGUAGCAAUUCAAGUCUGAGAUCGUUGUUACUAGGCAUGUCUGGUCGAUCAAUACUUGUGAUCGAAGACAUUGAUUGCAGCAUCAACAUCGAGAACAGAGAAAAGGUGGAAGAAAAGGAGAACACAAUAGGGUAAGUGACAUUGUCCGGGAUACUUAACUUUCUCGAUGGGAUUUGGUCGUGUUGUGGAGAGGAACGGAUAAUUGUGGUCACGACUAACCACAUUGACAAACUAGAUGCAGCGUUGUUGAGGCCUGGACGAAUGGACAUGCACAUUCACAUGUCUUACUGCAGGUUAUCCGCGUUUAAACAGUUGGUUUUCAAUUACUUAGGGAUUCGACAGCACGAACUGUUUGAUCAGAUUGGACAGCUCCUCGAAGAAGUGGAGGUUACACCAGCAGAAGUUGCAGGUGAACUGUUGAGAAGCAAGAAUCCAAGUAUAUCGCUCCGAGGUCUACUUGAGUUUCUUGAAAACAAAAUCGCGGAAAGGGAGAGAUUGAAAGCUGAGACGGAGUUGAGAGAGCAGAACGAGGUAGCAGAGGAAGAACCUAAAGAUGCAACGAAGCCUGAAUCUAAAUUCGACUCUUCUGAGGAUCUUACUCACAUCGUCGAUCACUAGAUGAACAUGGAGGCCUAUUUACUGUUUCUUCUUCUUGUUUUCUUGAAGGAACGCGAUUGUAGUAAUCAACUGACAAGAAUAAAUAGAUUUAAAGUUGUUUUCAUAAAGCUGAGAAGUACUUUGAGUUUAAUAAUAUGUUGCUCGAACUCUUCAAAACA
This is a messenger RNA of Capsicum annuum, 1676 nucleotides long. RefSeq names its product AAA-ATPase At3g50940. Gene Ontology annotation, molecular function: ATP hydrolysis activity; ATP binding. The record is from RefSeq and is a predicted model, not a curated record. The transcript is spliced from 2 exons. NCBI's taxonomy places the organism in Eukaryota, Viridiplantae, Streptophyta, Magnoliopsida, Solanales, Solanaceae.